This is a messenger RNA of Anthonomus grandis grandis, 4412 nucleotides long. RefSeq lists its product as uncharacterized. The coding region runs from base 292 to 1392 and encodes 366 amino acids. The record is from RefSeq and is a predicted model, not a curated record. The transcript has a single exon. Lineage: Eukaryota; Metazoa; Arthropoda; Insecta; Coleoptera; Curculionidae.
AGUGACGAGAAUAUUACGUUGUUUUUGCUCCUCAAAAAUUUAGUGCUUUUAUGCAGAUUAAGGCAAUAAAAAUUGUUCAAACCUGGUAAUUUAUAUUACCUAGAAACUAGUCCAUAAAUUAGUGGAAAAAGUCUAUGAUUUUCUAGACACAUAACUUUAGAACUAUUUAAAUUCCUUUCUCGGGUCCGCAUGUGAGAAACGUAAACAUUGCGCAAUAUAGCGAAUAUCAAGGCAACCUGCUUACAAGGUUGGUUGCGGUAUUGCCGGCUUGUCGGAUAAAACUGACUAAUUAUGGAAUGCGAUGUUUGUAAAAAAAACAGCUCGCAAAUUGAAAUUUUUGCUUGUGAUGGUUGCAAAACUCGAUUAUGUAGAAAUGAAGUGUUGUCAUUGAUAAAUGCUUCUGAAUACAAGGUUUUGCAGCUUAAAUCAAAGCGGCACUUGAAAUUCUACUGUGAAAAAUGUACUAAAGGUGAAUCAUUUUCUCUAUAUCAAUCACUAAUUGAGGAGAAACAAAAACAUAUUGAAGCUAAAGAGAAGAUUAUCAGUUGUCUGGAAACAAAUAAUAAGGAAUUAUUACAAAAAAUAGAGAUGUUAGAGAAGAAGCUUCAAAAUACGCAGAACGAGAGCAAGGGGACCUUUUCUGUUGUUCUAAUAAAGCCUGUUGAUGAGCAGGAUGGCAUUUUAACCAAAAAGGAGAUUAGGCAAAACGUAGAUCCUUCUAAAAUUGAAGUUUCGAAGUUUAGGCAAAUUAAGGGAGGUGGUGUUGUAAUAGGCUGUUCGGAUAAAAACCAGAUUAAGGAUCUUCGUACACAAUUGGAAAAACAGUUAGGACAAAAAUACACUGUGGAGGUACCAUCUUUGAAAAAACCAAAAAUGAAAAUAGUAAAUAUUAACAAGGAUGAUGUAGGUUUAGAAGACUCUGAUAGUACAAUAAUAGAUUUAAUUGUUAAGUGGAAUAACUUAUUUGACGGGGAAGAUUUUUAUAUGAAAGUUUUAAAAAAAUCGGUAAAUAAUUUUAAAAAUAUAAACCUUAUCCUUGAAGCCGAUUCAAUUACUCAUAACAAAUUAUUAAGUCAAGAAAGGGUCAAACUAGGGUGGUCUAGGUGUCGUGUUUUUAAUCACGUAAGUGUCCUACAAUGUUUUAAUUGCAUGGGCUUUAAUCACUAUGGUAAGGAUUGUAAAUCACAACAAAUCUGCUCAAGAUGCUCUGGCAAUCACUCUUAUAAAGAAUGUAGGUCUAAUGAAAAAAAAUGUAUAAAUUGUAUAAAAUCUAAAAAGCCAAAUGAAAACUUAGAUGUUAGUCAUGAAGCCUUAAGUCGAGAAUGUCCUUGCCUAUUGAGAAUAAUUAGCUUAUAUAAUAAGAAGGUUGACUAUUUAUCUGACUGUGUAUAAAUCUAUUUCAAUAUGAAUAAUAUUAAUAGCAAUAUGUCUGCCAUUCUUAAAAUGGCACAUUUAAACUUAAGGUCGAUUUUUACGGGAUUUCAGGAGUUUGUGGAUUUGGUAAUAGGUAAUGAUUAUGACAUUAUCGCAGUGACAGAAACUUGGUUAACUAAUAACGUCUCGUCAAAUGUGAUUUCUAUAACUGGUUACAAUUUUUAUCGCAAAGAUAGGUCUACUGGCCGAGGUGGGGGGGUAGGAUUUUUUGUUAAAUCUCACUUAAAGGCUGAGAUUCUUAACCUUAAUAUAGGUACAGAUAUAGAUGGUUUUGAAAAUAUGUGGCUAAAAAUUAAUAUAAACAGGGUCUCUAUUACUGCUGGGGUCAUAUAUCGUACUAUGAAUAAUAUUGGGGCUUGUGCAAAUGCACUCGACAAUAUUCUACCAGAAAUAAUAUCAACCUCCGACUAUGUAACGGUUCUAGGGGAUUUAAAUAUUAAUUUUUUUAACAGCAAUAAUCCAAUAUCCGACAUAUUUGAUGUUUUUGGUUUCACUCAGACCAUUGAUGAGGCUACAAGGGUCACUGAUAGAGUAUCAACAUUACUAGAUCCUAUAUUUUUUAGUGAUGCAGAUGCUAUUAUGGAUGUUGGCACCAUCUCUGCUAUCGGGAUAAGUGACCAUAAGUUGGCAUUUUGUAAUAUACGCUUACCAAAUCUUAAAAGAGUCCAGAAAAUAAUAUCAUUCCACAGUUACAAACAUUUUAAUGAAAACCUUUUUAAUACAGAGCUUUUACAAAUACCCUGGGAUAACAUAUAUUAUUUUCCAAAUAAGUACAAUUUCUGACACAGAACCUAAUAAAAUUAUUUGACAAACAUGUACCAAUAAAGACCGUCCGCGUUAAUAAACCCCCAGCACCUUGGCUUACACCAGCUCUAGAGGCCAUAUUAAAGGAACGUGAUAAGGCUAACCUAAAAUAUAAAAAAUCAAAGUCAUUAGCUGAUUUUGAAGCUUAUAAGCGGGCUCGAAACUUUGCACUUGCUUCUAUUCGAAGGGAAAAAAAGGGCUAUUUAAGUUUUUUGGAACAACAAAAAAAUAGUAAGUUACUCUGGAAAAAUCUUAAGAAUAUGAAUGUAAAUGUAAGCUCAAAAACUUCUAAUAGUGAAUUUCCACUUGACUCUGUUAAUCCUGAUAGUGCAAAUGACUAUUUUUGGGUGUAUUUAAAAAAUCAAAUAAAUGUGACCAAAAAAUACAUUUCUAUAACACAAAUAAACUUAAGAACAACUUGCACUUUCAAUUUAAUAUGAUAGAUUCCAGUUCAGUGAAAAAAAAUAUUUAUUCCAUUAAGUCCAAUGCUUCUGGUCAUGACAAUUUGACACUUUUUAUGAUAAAGCUUAGCCUUCCUGCUAUCCUACCUCAUUUGACACAUAUUGUUAAUUCUUGCCUAGAAGCUGGGUAUUUUCCAGAGGACUGGAAAAAGUCCAUAAUUCUUCCUGUUCCUAAGACCAGAAAAGUAACCUGUGUGAAUGCACUUCGUCCCAUAAGCCUGUUGCCUGUCCUAUCUAAAAUUCUUGAAAGAACUGUUCACACACAAGUAUUAAAUUACCUAAAUCUUAAUAAUUUGCUCCCAGUUCAUCAGUCAGGCUUUAGGUCUGGACAUAGUACUACUACUGCUCUUCUGAACUUAACUGACAACAUAAUAAGGGCAUUAGACAAAAAUAUUGCGGUUGUCCUAGUCUCCCUGGACUACUCUAAAGCUUUUGAUCUGAUAGACCAUGAUUUACUGUGUGCUAAACUAAAAUAUCUGGGCUUCGACGAAUGCUCUGUCUCUUUUUUCAGGUGCUACCUGACAGAUAGACAACAGCGCGUACAAAUUGGUAACAAGUUUUCAUCUGCUGAGACUGUGAUAUCUGGUGUACCACAAGGAUCUAUAAUUGGACCACUUUUGUUUCUAAUAUACAUUUUUGACAUUUUCCAGGUAAUCAAAAAUUCAGAUUCACAGUCAUAUGCAGAUGAUAAACAGGUUUUGCAUUAUUUUGACCCCAAUAAACCAGCAGAAGCUGAAGCAUCUCUCAAUGACGAUCUAAAAUCCAUCAAUGAUUACUCAAGAGAACAUAACUUAAAGAUAAAUCCUGAAAAAACAGAGGUACUUCUCUUUUGUUCAGAAAAGCGAAGAAAACUGCUAGAAGGUAGGUUGCACCUGAAACUGGGCGACACAACUUUGGGAUUUUCUAAAAAUGCGAAGAACUUAGGGCUUAUCAUUGAUACUGAUUUAAGGUUCAGAGAUCAUGUGAAUAAGUUACUUCAAAAAAGUUAUGUAAAAAUGAAAGUUCUCUAUGCCAACAGUUAUAUCUUAGACUUUAAUAUUAGGAAAAAACUCUGUGAUUCUCUGGUUUUGCCAAUUUUUUAUUAUUGUAAUAUAGUGUACUACCCCUGUUUAGAUUUAGUGACAAAAAAUAGAUUGCAAGUUGUGCAAAAUAACUGUUGUCGCUUCAUAUUUGGUCUGAGGAGAUAUGAUCAUGUCUCAGCAGAAUUUAAACAAUUAAAUUGGUUAAAUAUGUCGGGUGUGGUAAAGCAUCAUUUUGCUACUUUUCUAAUGAGGUUGUUAAUAUCAAAUAUUCCUGUAUAUUUGAGGGAAAAGUUAGUAUUUCGAACAUUUAUUCAUAACCGUGAACUUCGUUAUGGAAAUCACUUUACUAUGCCACAACAUUAUUCAGCACUCUUUCAAAGAGGAUUUGCCUAUAAUGCAGUAUCUUUAUAUAACUCCUUAGACCCCUAUUUAAGAAAUAUUAGUUUAAACGGCUUUAGGUCUCAGUUUAAAACUUAUUUGUUAAAUUUACAAAAUACUUAGUGUCAUUAUGAAUUAUGUUUACUUUUCACUUCUUUUUUGAUUUAGAAUAGGGAUGGUUAAGUGUAAGAGUAGCCUAAGGCUAAACUUCGCCAUUUGUAUUCUUUAACCUUAAUCUUAUAUGUAUAUACCUAUAAAACAUUUAAAUCUGUGUAAUGUAUAUGCAUGAUUAAUAAAAGACGAUUUAUUAUUA